This is a messenger RNA of Halichondria panicea, 1432 nucleotides long. Its product is annotated as phospholipase ABHD3-like. Bases 2 to 1276 code for a protein of 424 amino acids. Gene Ontology annotation, molecular function: acetylesterase activity; monoacylglycerol lipase activity. The transcript is spliced from 8 exons. The record is from RefSeq and is a predicted model, not a curated record. Lineage: Eukaryota; Metazoa; Porifera; Demospongiae; Suberitida; Halichondriidae. Gene Ontology annotation, biological process: medium-chain fatty acid biosynthetic process; medium-chain fatty acid catabolic process.
UAUGGAUAUGAAUAUGGAGCUGGAACAGCCUAGCAUCUCUGACAGUUGGCCGUGGAGUGGCCUAGAAGAUAUGAGCUUCGACAGUGUCCAGUGGUCCCUGCCAGAAACUGGCACACCUCUCAAAGUCAUCAUUCUACUGCUAUCCUUCUACAUACUCUACUAUUUGAGCUGUGUGGUCAACAAACCCAAACUCGUGGGUGGUGAGAAAGGACUACAGCAGUACCUCAUUAAGCACUGUCCAGUCCUUACUGAGCGAUACUGGCCAAAGAUAUGGGCCUUCCAAUGCCACUUCAUGACAAUCCUAAGAGCCGCCUUCCAGAAAUGUCCAAACAGUGUUGUCAAAUACAAUAGAGAGAUAUUGCCCCUGGAUGACGGUGGAGAGGUGGCACUGGACUGGGCCUGUCAACAAGGUAGUGUCAAUCUGCUGAAUUCAAGUGAGACAACACCAGUUCUACUAAUACUCCCUGGGAUAACAGGUAAAAGCCAGGACAACUAUCUUAUGCACCUGUCUCAAGAUGGGAUACUCACAGGCUACAGACCAGUGGUGUUCAACCAGAGGGGAAAUGGAGGACUGUUUCUAAAGGGAAAGACUAUGAGGACAUACUCUGCCUCAGACAUCAGUGAUUUGUCGGAGGUGGUGCACAGAAUACAAUGCCUCUAUCCUGAAGCCCCAAUCGUUGGACUAGGUGUCUCUUUAGGAGGGAUGAUUCUAACUCAGUACUUGCACAAGCUUGGCAACAAAUGUAACCUGAAUGCGGCCAUUGCCAUCUCCAUGGUGUGGGAUCCCUUCAAAACCAGAGAGAGUCUGGAGAACAGAAUAGAAAACAGAAACAUUUACGUACGAUUUAUGAGCACUAACUUACGCUCCAUGGUCAGAAGGAAUGUUGAGAGACUGUCGUCAGAGGAAAAAGAGAAUCUACCUUUCUGUUACGAAACAGUAAUGACAACUAAGACUAUCACUGAAUUUGAUGAGCAUGUGACUGCUCCUAUGUUCGGCUUCUCGAGUGUUGAUGAGUACUACAAAGAGAGUAGAAACUCGGACAAGAUUCACAAAAUUUGCCGUCCUUACAUUUGCAUCACAUCUGCAGAUGACCCCUUCGUACCUAAAGAAUCCAUUCCUGAGACUGGGUUCAUAGCCAAUCCCAACACUCUGCUGGUCAUGACCUCACAUGGUGGCCAUUUUGGAUUCCUGGAGGGAUUGAGUCCCACUAUAAAUAGCACUUGGAUGAAUCGAAUCUGUCGUCAGCUUUUAACAGCCCUCAAGAACUAUGAUUGAACUAACUCUUAGCCCGACAGAUGUAGCCAAUUUUUAACACAAAACGUUAACAUACAGAUUGGUCUAUACUAACUAUGCACUAAAAGAUGUAUAAUAUUUAUUUACGGUUUAAUACAAAAACCUUUUAUUUUGAUAAAAAUAUCAUUCAGUGCAAAA